This is a messenger RNA of Prorocentrum cordatum, 2005 nucleotides long. Lineage: Eukaryota; Dinophyceae; Prorocentrales; Prorocentraceae. The record is from the annotation of a GenBank genome assembly.
AGCCAUUUUGGCUCAAGCCGCGUCGCGCGCCCCACCAUCUUGGCUCAUCCAGGCUUGGGAUGGCUCGCUACGUUACUGAGUUGCGGCAUCGCCUCGAGUGAUGGUUCAUAAACAUUCGGCAGGACGGCUCCGUGACCGACGCCUUCGCGCUCGCCUUCAGGGCUAUUUGCUGCCUCGUGGUCGCUGCACAAUCGAAGUUGGCUCUCGAUUUCAACAGCCAGCCCAACAUGUUCUGCGUUCUAUGGAAAUGCAUGUUCGGCAUGACGGGUUCAAUCCUGUUCCGCACCACCAUGCUCGCCUGGCUUCAUUGGCAGUUCGGGAACAGCUGUCUGCAGCUGAGUUUGCCAUGUCGCAGCGCGUCCACAAGUCUGCUGGCAGGGCCAAACACAAUGUGAGUAGGAUCGCGAUGCACGCCGCCGCCCAGAGUGGUGCCCCCCGUGCUCGUGAUGACCAGUUGUCUCGUGUUGCUUCGUCAGCUCUCCCGCGUUUACUUUACCUCCGUCUGUUCCCAGUGUAUGUGACGAUGGCUUGUUUCUUUUCAACUGUUAUGAUUCGGGUGCUCUUGGUUCAGCCGCUCAGCAGAUUGAAUAUAGCCGCCGCGUCUCUCACGAGACACAGCUGUGGCUCGCCGCCAUUGAGCAGAAGUCCGAGAAGCAGUUUCAGUGGAUGCGGGAGCUAGAAGAUAUGAUAUCUACUAUUGUUCCGACUGGCCCUCUGGUCCAAUUACGCGAGCGCUCGGACAAGGCUUUGCACGACCUUGAAGAGCAGUCCGCGGAGGCCUUCCAGCUCUUGGAUUCUAAAAUCCAGGCGCUCCGUGAGGAGGUCGUGGACUCUCAACGUUUGGUUGUUGACAGGAUUGAUUGCCGUUUCAACCGUAUCCCAGAUCUUGCGCGGUUCGAGGCCAAAGCUGUGUCUGUUGCUGAUGCGCUUCGCACCGAUCAUGCCCGGGUGGAGGCAGCCAUUCGCCUGCACAGAGACCACAUCGAGUCCUUAGUCCAAUCGGGUGUUGCGGAAUGCCGCGGCGUGCUUGCUGCGGAGACCUCCAAGCUCAAGGCGAUGGUGGUCGACCCCUCGGCGGCCACGGUCGAACGGUGGUUUCGGCGGCCCCUCGAUCGUCUAUGGGAUGACUGUCAGCUUCUCGUGGACUCGCAUUGCUCCAAGGUGAACGACUUCUUGCCGUCCACGCGCGAGCAGAUUCUGAUGGAGUCCCACGCCGUGUUUCAUGGCUUCUCCGCAGAUGUGUCGGCGCUGCGGGACUCCGCCUCGCUGGUGCAGGAUUUCAGGAGUUCCCUUUCUUUGACUUCGGACCUGAAGGUUCAGGUCGCUGCCCACGAGCAGGCCCUUCAUGAACUGGCCGCCCUGGUGGGCUCUGUCGUUUCUCAGAAUACUGGUAUGAUUUCGAACGCGGUCGGCUCGACCUUCAAGCAGCUCUUGGAGUCUGACAUCAUUUGUACUGCCGUGCGUGCCGAGCUGGCUCGGUCGGCGGUUCGUGAUGUUUCUGGCCGUGAUCGUGUCCGCGUCGGCGGUCUCGUGCCUGCUGCCGCUUCUUCUUCGUCCUCUUCGGGCUCGCUCCUUGAUGACGACGAAUGGUGUGGCGCCUGUGGUGGUCGCAGAUCUCACGCGUUCUCCAGGCUGGCUUGCGCCUGCUUGCUCGGGGAGGUGACGAACUGGUCGACUUGACGGUGGUCACGUCGUGUGCUGCCCCGUCUACUCCCUCGCUCUGCUGCUUCCUCGCAUUUUGUGGCGCUGGAGCACGGCGUCGGGUUGCAUUUCGAUUGGAGCCUGUUUGUGAUCACCCUCAUGGGCUCCUCGGCGUUGCUCUUCCUUGUGCGGUGGUGGGGCUUCCCUGUCAUGCGCUCCCUGGGCCGCGUCCCUGGAGCAUUUCUGCUACUCGCUUUGGCUGUCGCCUUCCGCGGUUUCGGUUCGGCUCGCGGCGUGGGCGGCGGAUUUGUGUAGAUUAAUCAGUCAGGACAGGACUUUUCUUUUUCGCUGGGCUCCUCCUCCU